Molecule: messenger RNA, 333 nt
Organism: Parnassius apollo (apollo)
Lineage: Eukaryota; Metazoa; Arthropoda; Insecta; Lepidoptera; Papilionidae
Source: the annotation of a GenBank genome assembly
AUGGAAGUUAUAGAAGAAACACCUGAAUUAAACGCAUCUAUUGAUCAAGUAAAAAACAAUAUUGUCAUCGAAGAAACUGUAGAGUACAUGGGACAGAAUGUUGUUCACAAAUGGAACGGUGUCGUCAAUAUUCGUGAAUCAAGAGCAGCUGAAAAGACAAUGCAGAAAAUAGCGGCCGUCCAAGGUCUUGGCACAUUAGCUAUAAAUGAAAACAUUUCUAGCCAAUCUGAUCAUAAAACGGAAAAAGGGACGGAUCAAACAAAAGAACCGAAUACGGAAAUCACAGUCAAAGACUUGGAUAAAAAGUCUACUGUGAAAUUGAAAUUCAGGUAA